GUGACAGUCACGUGGAUGCUGCAUCGAUGGACAUAUUCUGUUCAAUUCGUUUCUGUUUCAUUCUGUAAUAAAACAGACAGACGCGCCGCGCCGCGCCUUCAUUUAUGAGAACACUAGAAUUACUACUUUAUGAACUACACAGUUUAUAUUACAUGAGGGGCGUGUCUUCAGGAAGAGGGCGUGUCUCUCUUUCUGUUCCGCAGACAGAGCUCCACAGUGAAUGCAGGAUGGAGCAGCUCGUCGGCCGCAGUGCUCCGCCAGGCCCGGUGCUGCAGGUGUGUUUCCCCAGCGUCCGCGCCUCGGUCCUGGAGAAUCUGAACCGGCAGCGCGAGGAGGGUCAGCUGUGUGACCUCUCCAUUCAGGUGCAGGGUCAGGUGUUCCGCGCGCACCGGUGUGUGCUGGCUGCUUCUUCGCCGUAUUUCCACGACCAGGUUCUGCUGAAGAACGUCACAACGGUGUCUCUUCCCUCCGUCAUGGACCCUCUGGCCUUCGAGAGCGUGUUAAACUCGGCCUACACGGGUCAGCUCACCAUCGUGCGUGACGACAUCAUCAACUACGUCACGGUGGCCAGCUUCCUGCAGAUGUGGCACAUCGUGGACAAGUGCACGGACAUCCUGAAGAGGUCACGACCUCUGGUUCAGCUCAGCCCUGGCGGGGCAGCGUCCUCCAGUCACCAGUCGCCCAGCAGCUCCGACUGCUGCUUCGUCGAUCCGGAGGACGGGGAGCGAGCGGUGGGCGAACAAACUCUGGAAAAACGACCACAAAGCGCGCUUCCGCCUCUGGCCACAUGGAGGCGUCCGACUCAGAGCAGGUGGAGCAGAAGCAGCCUGACGUUCCCUGUCCGAACCGAGCCCGAAUGCAGCCCGAAUGCGGGAGACGAAGGUUUCCACGCAUUUCCCGUCGGGCCUUUGCCGUCCAUCGAAACUUCGGACUUCGCGAGGCACCGAAUCCGCGCUCGCCUCCGAGGAGCGAAGGAAGAUGAGGAGCAGCGGCGGAUGGAAGCAGAUGAAGGAGUUGGAGAGCCGCUGGAUGAGGACAAAGUGAGGGUGAAGUGUGAGGAACACCAGGCCGGAGCCGUCGAGUCGGACAGACGUCUCGGAGAGAGCGAGACGGACGGACUGUGGAACCAGUGGACUUUGUCAGACGCCAAGCUGCUGGACGAAGACGAGGAGAACGAAACAGACGCUGCAUUCGAGACCUACGACGAAAUCGAGAAGGCCACGGGGCAGAUUUCCCAGCGUCCUUUGCCACCGCCGACGUCUGACCAGUUGGCACCGGGCCCGUCCGAGCUCUCCUGGGUCUCGCAGUCCUCCUCGUCCUCCCCGUGCUCUCCUCUCUCUGCGACUCCCAAAGUCCACUUCUGUCACUGCGGCAAAGCGUACACGCUGAAGAGCAUGCGCGACCGCCACGUGAAAAUGCAGCACCUGAACCUGCGUCCGUUCACCUGCCCCGUCUGCUCCAAGAGCUUCAAGAUGAAGCACCACCUGACCAAACACGUCAAGACUCACGGAGGCCUGCGUCCGUACGAGUGCGCGCUCUGCGGCAAGAAGAUCGUCUGGAGAGACAGUUUCCUCAAGCAUCAGGCUCACUGCCAGGGAACGACGACAUCAACAACAACGACGUCCGGCUGUCAAAAUGAGGACGCAGGUGCACCUGGACAAGUGAAGGUGGAGCAGGAUGAUUAUUCAUUACAGGACGAGGAAAUACACUCUUAAAAGUUAAGUUCCGUUGAACGCCAAAGGAAUGCCAUUCCUUUCAGUCAACAAUCUCUGGAUGUUAAAGGUUUUUUAUGAAUCCAUCGAUGCCAAUGAAGAACCUUUAUUUUUAAGAGUGCACACACUCUUAAUAAUAAAGGUUCCAAAAGAGGAAUCGCAAAAGAAGUGAUCAGUUCUUAAAACAACCAUUUUUUAUUAGCGUGGAUGUUGAAGGUUCUUUUCACUGUGAAGAACCUUUAAUGGUUCCGUGGAGGUUGAAGUUUCUCAAUGGCACCAGUAAACCUUUAUUUUAAGAGUGUAAACAGUCAUUUGCUGUAAGCAAAGGAAACAAUGGAAAUAAGUAUUAGUUUAUCUACUAAUUCAUAAGUGGAAGUACAUAGUGGAUAUAAACUCUUUAAAAUGUAAAGUUCCCAAACAAGGUUUUUGCAUUGAGCCUUUCAGUAUUUUUUUUUUCUUAGUGUGGACAACAUUUUACAUUUCAUUUAUGUAUUUAGCAGACGCUAAAGUGAUUUACAGUGCAUUCAGGCUAUACAUUUACUUUAUUUUUUUACCAGUACAUGUGUUCCCUGGGAAUCAAACCCUGGGCCAUUGACCAUCGAUGCCAAUAAAAACCUUUAAUUCUACAAAUGUAU
Carassius carassius (crucian carp) is the source of this 2347-nucleotide messenger RNA. Its product is annotated as zinc finger and BTB domain-containing protein 43-like. The record is from RefSeq and is a predicted model, not a curated record. Gene Ontology annotation, biological process: regulation of transcription by RNA polymerase II. Gene Ontology annotation, molecular function: DNA-binding transcription factor activity, RNA polymerase II-specific; RNA polymerase II cis-regulatory region sequence-specific DNA binding; protein binding. The coding region runs from base 105 to 1715 and encodes 536 amino acids. NCBI's taxonomy places the organism in Eukaryota, Metazoa, Chordata, Actinopteri, Cypriniformes, Cyprinidae. The transcript is spliced from 4 exons.